Messenger RNA from Spodoptera littoralis (African cotton leafworm), 774 nucleotides. NCBI's taxonomy places the organism in Eukaryota, Metazoa, Arthropoda, Insecta, Lepidoptera, Noctuidae. The record is from the annotation of a GenBank genome assembly.
AUGGAAAAGAGGGUCGCUUUGGAAUUAAGGGGAAGAAAUCCUUCACAGGUAAAGGAACUAAACCUGGACAAUUGCAGGAGUACCAGCAUAGUUGCGUUAACAGAUGAAUACAUUAACCUUGAAAAUCUCAGUCUCAACAAUGUUGGUCUCACCUCACUUAAAGGUUUUCCAAAACUACCCAAGCUCAGGAAACUCGAGCUCUCUGACAACAGAAUAUCCAAUGGGCUGAACUUCCUAAAUGGCUGCAAAAAGCUAACACAUCUCAACUUAUCAGGAAACAAAAUAAAAGAUUUAGACACUUUGAAGCCUUUGGAGGAGUUUGAAUACUUAAAGAACCUUGAUUUGUUCAACAAUGAAGUUACUAGCAUUGAGGAAUAUAGGAGUAAAGUGUUUGCACUACAUCCAUCUUUAAAAUAUUUAGAUGGAUUUGACAAAGAAGACAGAGAAGUUGAGGACAGUGAUGCGGAGGAAGAGGAUGAAAUGAAUGGAAAUAAUGAUAGUGAAGAUGGUUCAGAGGUUGAGGAAGAAGAGGAAGAUGAUGAGGAUGUUUCUCUUAGUGCAGUCUAUAAUGAUAAUCUUGAAGAGGAGAGCUCCACCAGCUCUUUAUAUGAAGGCAGUGAAGUGGAAGAUGAAGAAGUAGAUGAUGAAGAAGAAAAUGACUGUGAGGGAAAUCAAAAUUCUAAAGUACAAGAUGGUGAAGAGAAUGCAGACGGAGAACCCGAAGAAAGCACUCGGGGUAAAAAACGGAAACACGAGGAUGACGACGAGAAUUGA